Molecule: messenger RNA, 440 nt
Organism: Didymodactylos carnosus
Lineage: Eukaryota; Metazoa; Rotifera; Eurotatoria; Philodinida; Philodinidae
Source: the annotation of a GenBank genome assembly
AUGUUUAACAAAAGUAGAAGAUCGUACGAUCGUAUGCAUAAAGAAAGAAUUGUCAGUGACUCAGUACGUUCAGUUGUUGAUGUAAAUCAAGAAGCAUCUGCUGCUAAAAUGAUUGGUGAUAGUCAUCGUCAUUUGCCACUUGUUACACUUGGCGACAAUGUGAGAGUUCCAGUGCCAUUAAUGAAUAGAUCUCGUGCUGAUCCACCAAAUGUUCCAGGUUUGAUUAUCAAAGAAAUCAAUGGAAUGUAUAAAACUGGUUGUAGAGGUGGAACAAUUAAUCGUCUCUAUGCUCGUAAUCAAUUUGAGAAAUGUGAUUCAAAAAUAUUCAAAAUAGCUGAUAUUAACCUUGAAGAACGCAGUUUAAGAGAUAUUGUUGAAAAUGAAUCUGUUCUUGGUGGACAAAAAGUUCUUAAAAGUAAUUGUAAGAAAAGUUGUUUAGC